AUGACUGAACACAGCAAUUUGCCUGCACACUUCUUGGGUGGCAACUCGCUCGACAAGGCUCCUCAAGGUCCUGUUCGUGACUUUGUUCAAGCACAAGAAGGUCAUACCGUGAUCAGCAAAGUGCUGAUUGCCAACAACGGUAUGGCUGCAAUGAAAGAGAUCCGUUCCGUCCGUAAGUGGGCCUAUGAAACCUUUGGUAACGAACGUGCCAUCGAGUUCACCGUCAUGGCAACUCCCGAGGAUUUGAAGGGUAAUGCGGAAUACAUCCGUAUGGCUGAUAACUAUGUCGAGGUGCCUGGUGGUUCCAACAAUAACAAUUAUGCCAACGUCGAACUCAUUGUCGAUGUCGCUGAACGUACUGGUGUACAUGCUGUCUGGGCUGGUUGGGGUCACGCUUCCGAGAAUCCUCGCUUACCUGAAAUGCUUGCGAAAUCCAAAUACAGAUGUGUAUUCAUCGGUCCCCCAGCCUCGGCUAUGCGUUCGCUGGGUGACAAAAUUUCAUCCACCAUUGUCGCACAAAGUGCCCAAGUCCCCACUAUGGGGUGGAGCGGUGAUGGAAUCUCGAAAACAGUGACAGACGAGAAUGGCCACGUCGUCGUACCGGACGAUGUGUACGAAGAAGCCUGUGUCAAGACCGCCGAACAAGGUCUCAAGGCCGCGGAAAAGAUCGGUUUCCCUGUCAUGAUCAAGGCCUCCGAAGGUGGUGGUGGUAAAGGUAUUCGUAUGGUCAAGGAAGCUUCCGCUUUCAGCCAGGCCUUUGCCCAGGUCCAGGGUGAAAUUCCCGGUUCUCCUAUCUUUAUCAUGAAGCUCGCUGGUAACGCUCGCCACUUGGAAGUUCAGCUGUUGGCCGAUCAGUACGGUAACGCCAUCAGUUUGUUCGGUCGUGAUUGUUCCGUUCAGCGUCGUCAUCAAAAGAUCAUUGAAGAAGCUCCCGUCACUAUUGCCAAGCCCGAUGUGUUUGAGCAGAUGGAAAAGGCCGCCGUGCGUUUGGGUAAGCUCGUCGGUUACGUCUCGGCCGGUACCGUCGAAUAUCUGUACAGCCAUCACGAUGAGAAGUUCUAUUUCCUGGAAUUGAAUCCCAGAUUGCAAGUCGAACAUCCUACCACCGAAAUGGUCUCCGGAGUCAACUUGCCCGCUGCUCAGUUGCAGAUCGCCAUGGGUAUUCCUCUUCAUCGUAUUCGCGAUAUCCGUGUCCUUUACGGUGUGCAGGCCAACAGUGCUUCCCCUAUCGAUUUUGAUUUCACUCAUCCUACCGCUUUGGAGAGCCAUCGUCGUCCUGUCCCCAAGGGUCACGUCAUUGCUGUGCGUAUUACCGCCGAAAAUCCUGAUGCUGGUUUCAAGCCUUCUUCCGGUACCAUGCAAGAACUCAAUUUCCGUUCAAGUACCAAUGUGUGGGGUUACUUCUCGGUCGUGUCUUCCGGUGGUCUGCACGAAUAUGCCGAUUCGCAGUUUGGUCACAUCUUCUCUUACGGUGAAAACCGUCAGCAAGCCCGCAAGAACAUGGUGAUUGCUUUGAAGGAAUUGUCCAUUCGUGGUGAUUUCCGUACCACCGUUGAAUACAUCAUUCGUCUUUUGGAAACCCCCGAUUUCGAGGAAAACACCAUCAAUACCGGUUGGUUGGACAUGUUGAUCUCCAAGAAAUUGACGGCUGAACGCCCCGAUACCAUGUUGGCCGUGUUCUGCGGUGCCGUCACCAAGGCUCACAGCAUGUCCGUGGAAUGCUGGCAACAGUACAAGCUGUCGCUCGAAAAGGGUCAGGUCCCCAGCAAGGAAAGUCUCAAGACCGUGUUCAGCGUCGAUUUCAUCUACGAAAAUGUGCGUUACAACUUCACCGUCACUCGUUCGGCUCCCGGUAUCUAUACCUUGUACUUGAACGGUACCAAGACCCAGGUGGGCAUCCGCGAUUUGUCCGAUGGCGGUCUUUUGGUUUCUCUGGGUGGCAAGUCCCAUACCACUUACUCUCGCGAAGAAGUGCAAGCCACGCGUUUGAUGAUUGACGGCAAGACCUGUCUUUUGGAAAAGGAAAGCGAUCCUACUCAGUUGAGAAGCCCUUCGCCCGGUAAAUUGGUGAGCCUUUUGCUUGAAAACGGUGAUCACGUCAAGGGUGGUGAGGCUUAUGCUGAAAUUGAGGUCAUGAAAAUGUACAUGCCUUUGCUCGCUGCCGAAGACGGUCACGUUCAGUUCAUCAAGCAAGUCGGUGCUACCUUGGAAGCUGGCGAUAUCAUUGGUAUCUUGUCUCUUGAUGAUCCCAGCCGCGUGAAGCACGCUUUGCCUUUCACUGGCCAGGUCCCCGUUUUUGGUCCUCCUCACAUUCGUGGUGAAAAGCCUAUCCAGCGUUUCCAUUCUACCAAAGCCAUCUUGGAACACCUCUUGCAAGGCUACGACAACCAGGCUUUGGUUCAGACCGUGGUCAAGGAGCUCACUGAAAUCUUGCGCAAUCCCGAGUUGCCCUAUUCUGAAAUGACCGCUUUGAUGUCCGUCUUAUCUGCUCGUAUCCCUCAACGUUUGUGGCAGAGCCUUCACGACAAGCAAAGCGAAUCUUAUGCUGCCAAGAAGGAAUUCCCUGCAGCUGAACUCAAGGAGAUGAUCGAUGCUUUUGCUCGUCAACAUAUUACCACUCAGGCAGAAGCCACAGCUUACAAGAACUCGGUGGCGCCUCUCGUGGAAUGCCUCGAUCGUUACGUCGGCGGUUUGAAACAGCACGAAUACUCUGUGUAUGUCGACUUGAUGGAACAGUACUAUGAUGUCGAAAUUCUGUUCAGCGGUCAACAACGUGAGGAAGAAGUCAUCCUGUCUCUGCGUGAUCAAAACAAGGAUGAUUUGGAAAAGGUCGUGUCGAUCAUCUUAUCUCAUGCCAAGGUCAACAUCAAGAACAACUUGAUCAUGAUGCUCCUCGAUAUCGUCUAUCCUUCGCCCAACAGCGCCUUGGACCGAUUCUUCACCCCUAUUCUCAAGCGUUUGUCCGAAAUUGACAGCCGUGCUACUCAAAAGGUGGCCUUGAAGGCUCGUGAAUUCUUGAUUCUCUGCCAGUUGCCUUCGUACGAAGAACGUCAGGCUCAGAUGUACCAGAUCCUCAAGAGCUCCGUCACCGAAAGCGUGUAUGGUGGAGGCAGCGAAUACCGCACUCCCAGCUUGGAUGCCUUUAAGGAUUUGAUCGAUACCAAGUUCAACGUUUUCGAUGUAUUGCCCAGCUUCUUCUAUCACGAAGAUCCUUAUAUCGCUUUGGCGGCUAUUGAAGUGUACUGCCGUCGUUCGUACCACGCUUACAAGAUCUUGGAUGUCGCCUACAACUUGGAACGCGAACCCUACAUUGUGGCCUGGAAGUUCUUGUUGCAGACCGCUGCCCACGGUUUGGAUUCCAGCAAGCGUAUCGCUUCCUACUCUGAUCUUACCUUCUUGUUGAACAAGACCGAAGAAGAGCCUAUCCGUACCGGUGCCAUGACGGCUUGCCGAUCCCUUGAAGAAUUGGAGGCCGAACUUCCCCGUAUCUUGACCGCUUUUGAAGAAGAGGAGUUGCCUCCCAUGAUGCAACGUCAGGCUCCUCCCAAGGAAACUCGCAUGGAGAAUAUUCUCAACGUGGCUGUUCAUGCUGCCGCUGACAGCGAGGAUGCUCACUGGCGUACCAAGAUUGCCGAGAUCAUUGAUGCUCACACCGAAGCUUUCCGCAAGGCCCAUCUUCGCCGUAUCUCCAUUGUGGUGUGCCGUCCUAACCAGUGGCCCGAUUACUACACCUUCCGUGAACGUCAGAACUACAAGGAAGACGAAACCAUCCGUCAUAUUGAACCUGCCAUGGCUUAUCAGCUUGAAUUGGCGCGUUUGUCCAACUUUGAUAUCAAGCCUUGCUUCAUCGAGAACCGACAGAUGCACGUCUACUAUGCUGUGGCCAAGGAAAAUCCUUCCGACUGCCGUUUCUUCAUCCGUGCGUUGGUGCGUCCCGGUCGUGUGAAGAACUCGAUGCGUACGGCCGAUUACUUGAUCUCGGAAAGUGAUCGUUUGUUGACCGAUAUUUUGGAUACCCUUGAAAUCGUCAGCCACGAGUACAAGAAUUCCGACUGCAAUCACUUGUUCAUCAACUUCAUCCCUACCUUUGCCAUCGAAGCCGAUGAAGUCGAGCAUGCCUUGAAGGACUUUGUCGAUCGUCACGGCAAGCGUCUUUGGAAGCUUCGUGUGACCGGUGCCGAAAUUCGUUUCAACAUUCAGUCCAAGCGUCCUGAUGCUCCCAUCAUUCCUUUGCGUUUCACCGUCGAUAACGUGUCUGGUUUCAUCCUCAAGGUCGAUGUCUACCAGGAAGUCAAGACUGAAAAGAACGGAUGGGUGCUCAAGUCCGUGGGCAAGAUUCCCGGUUCCAUGCAUAUGCAAUCGCUGUCGUCGCCUUAUCCUACCAAGGAAUGGCUUCAGCCUCGUCGUUACAAGGCUCAUUUGAUGGGUACCACCUAUGUGUACGAUUUCCCCGAAUUGUUCCGUCAAGCCAUCCAUAACCAAUGGAACGAGGCCAUGAAGUGUGAUUCUACCGUGAAGCCCCCCAGUCAAGUGGUGGAAGCCAAGGAAUUGGUGUUGGAUGAAGAUGGCACUCUUCAAGAGAUUGACCGCGCCCCCGGUACCAACACGGUCGGUAUGGUGGCUUGGUUGUUGACCCUUCGUACGCCCGAAUAUCCUCGCGGUCGUCGCGUUGUGGCGAUUGCCAACGACAUCACUUUCAAGAUUGGUUCGUUUGGUGUGGCUGAAGAUAUGGUCUUCUACAAGGCUUCCGAAUUGGCCCGUCAGUUAGGUUUGCCCCGUGUGUACUUGUCUGCCAACUCGGGUGCUCGCAUUGGUUUGGCCGAAGAACUGAUCAGCCAGUUCCGUGCCGCAUGGAAGGACGUCAACAACCCUUCGGCCGGUUUCAAGUACUUGUACCUGCUGCCCGAAGAAUACCAAGCUUUGCAUCGCAACGGUGAAAGCAAGAGCGUGCUCAUCGAAGAAAUCGAAGAUGAGGGUGAGAAGCGCUGCCGUAUCACUGAUGUCAUUGGUCAAACCGACGGUUUGGGUGUCGAGAAUUUGAGAGGUUCCGGUUUGAUUGCUGGUGCCACUUCGCGUGCUUACGAUGACAUCUUCACCAUCACCUUGGUUACUUGCCGUUCCGUCGGUAUUGGUGCCUACUUGGUGCGUCUUGGUCAACGUACCAUCCAGAACGAAGGCCAGCCCAUCAUUUUAACCGGUGCUCCCGCUUUGAACAAGGUGCUUGGCCGCGAAGUGUAUACUUCCAACUUGCAGCUCGGUGGUACUCAGAUCAUGUACAAGAACGGUGUGUCUCACUUGACGGCCGAAAACGAUUUGGAAGGUAUUGUGAAGAUUGUGCAGUGGUUGUCGUUUGUUCCCGAUGUCCGUGGCAACCCCGUGUCGAUGCGUCUUGGUUUGGAUCCUGUGGAUCGUGAGAUCGAAUACAUGCCUCCCAAGGGUCCUUCCGAUCCUCGCUUCUUCCUUGCCGGUAAGAACGAAAAUGGCAAGUGGUUGAGCGGUUUCUUUGAUCAAGACUCGUUUGUCGAAACCUUGAGUGGUUGGGCUCGUACGGUCGUGGUGGGUCGUGCUCGUCUCGGUGGUAUUCCCAUGGGUGUUGUGGCCGUUGAAACACGUACGGUCGAGAAUAUCAUUCCUGCUGAUCCUGCCAAUACCGAUUCCACCGAACAGGUGUUCAUGGAAGCCGGUGGUGUGUGGUUCCCCAACUCGGCGUACAAGACCGCUCAGGCCAUUAACGAUUUCAACAAGGGUGAACAAUUGCCUCUGAUGAUCUUUGCCAACUGGCGUGGUUUCUCCGGUGGUCAGCGCGAUAUGUACCACGAAGUACUCAAGUACGGUGCCCAGAUCGUCGAUGCGCUCAGCAACUACAAGCAACCCGUGUUCGUGUACGUGAUCCCCAACGGUGAAUUGCGUGGUGGUGCUUGGGUCGUGGUGGAUCCUACCAUCAACCAAGACAUGAUGGAAAUGUAUGCCGACGUCAAUGCUCGUGGUGGUGUGUUGGAACCCGAGGGUAUUGUGGAGAUUAAGUACCGUAAGCCCCAGUUGUUGGCGACCAUGGAACGUUUGGAUACCAAGUAUGCGGAAUUGAAGCACAAGUUGGAAACCGCUCAAUCUGCGGAAGAGAAAGCCGAUGUGAAACGUCAGCUUGAAGCCCGUGAACAGGAAUUGAUGCCCGUCUACCAACAGAUUGCUAUCCAAUUCGCCGAUUUGCACGAUCGCGCUGGUCGCAUGCAGGCCAAGGGCGUCAUCCGACGACCUUUGGAAUGGCGUUGUGCUCGUACCUACUUCUACUGGCGUGUGCGUCGUCGUCUCUUUGAAGAAUAUGCUAUCCGCAAGAUUUCCACUGCUACCAAGGGCCGUAUGCCUCGCGAACAAAUGGUCGAUGUCUUGAAGCAAUGGUUCCUUGCCGACACCAGCAAGAACGACAACGAAGAUGAUCAAGCCGUGGCGGACUGGUUCGAAAAGCGCGCUGAAUUGAUCGAACAACGUAUCAGCAAGAUCCGAAGCGACGCAUUGAAGGAUGAAAUUCUCCUCCUCGGAACCAUGGAUCAAGAUGCUGUCCUCGAAGGCUUCACCAAACUCAUUGAAAACAUGAGCCCUGAUGCUCGCAAAGAAUUGAUGCGCAAACUUGCCACUCGUGUUUAA
Radiomyces spectabilis is the source of this 6642-nucleotide messenger RNA. Its product is annotated as acetyl-CoA carboxylase. Gene Ontology annotation, molecular function: ATP binding; acetyl-CoA carboxylase activity; metal ion binding. Gene Ontology annotation, biological process: fatty acid biosynthetic process. NCBI's taxonomy places the organism in Eukaryota, Fungi, Mucoromycota, Mucoromycetes, Mucorales, Radiomycetaceae. The transcript is spliced from 4 exons. The coding region runs from base 1 to 6642 and encodes 2213 amino acids. The record is from RefSeq and is a predicted model, not a curated record.